AUGUUUCGUAUAGACAGAAGUGAGGAGCAGAACAUUCUGUGGAAUUCAGCAGAAGCAUGAAUUCACGCAGUGGAGGAGGACGCCGAACAUUCCAUCGAAAGCCAUCAGCAGCUACUGCCUCUUAUUCUUCCCAGGACCCUAUUGCGGAAGUCACUGCAGCUACAAUAUUCGUCGUUGCGUGUUGUGUCAGCUCUGUGGGGGUCGUGGUCGAUUCUAGCAUGGACCUGGGCCCGCUAGCCACACAUACAUUACGAGUUAAUGAUAAAAUAGCGGGCUGCUCCUUGUAAAUGCUAAGGGUAUGCGACCGGAGCAAUCUGUCGCAGAGUCCCGUUCAGGUGGUCCAGCUCAAUCAGAUGCGAAUCUUCAACUCCUCUGGAGCAGACCACCGGCUGAAGUGUGUUCCCCUUGACUGCUCACCAUCACGGUGAAUGUCAGCUGGCGUAUGGUGAGCUUAUAAAGAGAGCGAGUGUCUGUCGAUUGAGGGACAUGAAAUGCUCUUAGCGACCAAGACCACUCCUGGGGUUAGCCGCGUAGAUUGUGGGUUAGUUUGAAAUCUUUUGAAGUCGAUUGAAGAUCUAGAGUUGUGACUGCUCGACUCGGCGCCGUGCCCUUCCAUUCACCACUUCUCCUUUCCCACAGUAGCGUCUGGUCUCCUUUCGCAUUCUCCUACUCCUUCCAGUGUCGCCUUUUCGCCCUUGGCGGUGUCGUUGAGGCGGAAUUACCGAUAGCUCCGUGUGUCUGUACGUAAGCGUUUGUGAGCGAAAGUUUGCUUCUGUUCAUGUUGGAUGAGCUUCUGGUUGUAGAUGAGGGCUACAACCGUUCUGUUCUUCCAAUCGGCUGAUGAAUCUGCUGUGGAUCCCAAGGCAGGAGAGGGAAAAGUAGGAAUCAUGAUUGGGACAAUGGGGAAGCAAGGAGUCGAGCACGAAGGGCUGUGUACUUCGCUUCCGCUUGCAAAAGAGCGGAGGAUUUCCAAAAGAUUCAAACGGAUCUGCGUAUUCUGUGGCAGCAGCAGUGGCAAGAAAGAUAUCUUCAGCAGCGUCGCCCUCAGUCUCGGCCGUGAACUAGUGAGCAGAAAGGCGGAUUUGGUGUAUGGGGGAGGAAGCAUUGGACUCAUGGGUCAGGUGGCUCAAACCGUGAAUGCGGGAGGAGGUCACGUUAUAGGAGUGAUUCCAACAGCGUUAAUGGGCAAGGAGCUCUGCGGCCAGACGGUUGGGGAGUUGAGAACGGUGCUGGACAUGCAUCAACGAAAGGCAGAAAUGGCUCGACUAUCGGAUGCGUUCAUAGCUCUUCCAGGUGGCUAUGGCACACUAGAGGAGCUGCUUGAGGUCAUCACCUGGUCACAACUGGGGAUUCACGAGAAGCCGGUGGGGCUGCUCAACGUGGAUGGAUACUACAACCCACUCUUGGCCUUGUUCGACAAAGCUCUGGAAGAAGGGUUCCUGAGAUUAUCAGCUCGGAGCAUCGUGGUGUCAGCUCCCACCGCCAGUGAACUUCUCGACAAAAUGGAGGCUUACACUCCGAUUCAUGACUGGGCUAUUCCGAAGCUGUGCUGGGAAGAUGCCAAGUGCUUGGUGUACACUCCUGCGGUGCCAUCCCCUUUGAAACAAGGCUAAUAUGAUGAAAACACCUUCACAAACGCCGAAGAUCAGUGCGGCUCCUUCUUCCCCAUCUUUCUUCAUCACUGGGAUUGUUGCUACUCUACAAAGAGUGGAGAUCAUGCACUGUGCCGACACUGGAGGAGAAAAACCCGUAGCUCUCUCAUGUGGGGCGGUAGAAAAGCUGUGCAUAUUACCACACCGACAUGCUAGUUUCUUCUUUUUUUUGAUGUUUGAUAGAUUUGUUGGAUGGAGAUGUACAGAUCCUUGGAUUCCACUCUGGACUUUCAUAGAAAAAGGGGAAAAACAUGAAAAAAUCAAAGAAAAGGAGACAGGUAGUUGUAGCUCGGAAUGAAUUGUGUCACCUUCAUGUGUGAAAUUGCUAACAAUCAAUCAAUUUUUUAAUUUUGUAUAA
This is a messenger RNA of Physcomitrium patens, 2010 nucleotides long. RefSeq names its product putative cytokinin riboside 5'-monophosphate phosphoribohydrolase LOGL10. The record is from RefSeq and is a predicted model, not a curated record. Gene Ontology annotation, cellular component: cytosol; nucleus. NCBI's taxonomy places the organism in Eukaryota, Viridiplantae, Streptophyta, Bryopsida, Funariales, Funariaceae. Gene Ontology annotation, biological process: cytokinin biosynthetic process. Gene Ontology annotation, molecular function: hydrolase activity, hydrolyzing N-glycosyl compounds.